GUCAUCUCUAGCUAGCUAUAUAUAUAUUUAUCCGUAAAUCUGAAAAAUUCCAAAAACGAAAACGAAAACUAACACCAAAAUAUUGGUUUAUAUAUUAACCGGUACUUGACCCUACACACACUCUUCCGACAAGCAAACAAGCCAAAAAUGGUGAUUGGGUUACUGGUGCGCGGUGGCCUGCUGGCCGGUGCUGUUUACUACACCAACAAAGUGGGCAUCUGGGACGACUCUGAGCAGACGGAGAAGCUGUACAACAACGUCAAGUCCGAGCUGUGUCCGUACGUGCAGAAGGCGAAAAAACAGCUGCCCUUCGAUGUGCCGCAGCUGCCGAACACCGGCGAGAUGCGCUUCCUGGCCAAACACUACUACAACGAGGGCGUAAAGGGCUCCAUUCGCUUUGUCCAUAUGCUGCCCUGCUAUGCGGGUCGCGGCCUCAAGAAGGUCAAGGACACAUUCGAGGAUUUUGCCAAGUCGCCGGCGAUCACCGGCAGCCAGGACGCGGUCAAUCCAACAAAGCAGUAGGCCGGCCCCUUGCCUAUGUGGUCCCAAAUGCGAGGCUGUUUUUGUGUUAGUUAUAGUUAGCCUACGGCAAAUUAAGCGUAUAGUUUCUCUUCCCUGCCUGCCCCACACAGAACCCAAGCAAAGUGAAUACUUAAACCGAUUGAGCGAUUGAAGAGGUUUGUCCCCUCUUCCAGUUUAGUAAUAAAAAUGAUUAUAUUAUGAUAGCGUGAAGAUCGCCGUGAAAUGUA
Messenger RNA from Drosophila obscura, 749 nucleotides. It is a transcript of the gene QIL1, whose product is annotated as MICOS complex subunit MIC13 homolog QIL1. Gene Ontology annotation, cellular component: MICOS complex; mitochondrial crista junction. Lineage: Eukaryota; Metazoa; Arthropoda; Insecta; Diptera; Drosophilidae. The record is from RefSeq and is a predicted model, not a curated record. Bases 148 to 522 code for a protein of 124 amino acids. Gene Ontology annotation, biological process: cristae formation. The transcript has 2 exons.